AUGCCUUACACCUCGUCGGUCGGCUCAUACUUCAGUCUCAAGAACGCUGAGACUCAUCCAGCCUGCAUCGUCGUUCCCGAGUCAUCUAAUGAUGUCUCGAUUGCAGUGAAAUCUCUCACUCGAGGUUUCGAAUUACGCAAGAAUCAAUGCCAGUUUGCCAUCCGCGGUGGCGGGCAUACUCCCUACAAAGGCGCUGCAAGCAUCGACGGCGGAGUCUUGAUCGACCUGGCUCGUCUUCCGGCCUCCGGUAUCUCAUCGGAUCGCAAGACCAUUGUUGUUAGUCCCAGUCAGACUUGGGACCAGGUUACUGAGCAACUUGACCCAUACGGUCUUAGUACCCUGGGCGCCCGUGUCGCGGGUGUUGGUGUGGGCGGUGCAGUCCUCGGCUGCGGUACUUCAUUCUUCUCUCCUCGCUAUGGCUUCAUCUGCGACGUUGUUGAGGACUUCGAGGUCGUCCUUGCCAGCGGCGAUAUCGUCCACGCGAACGAGGGAGAGAACAAGGACUUGUGGAAGGCCCUCAGAGGCGGCGCCAACAACUUCGGCGUCGUCACAGCCAUCACCAUGCAGACCUUCCCUCAGGGCAAGUUCUGGGGAGGCCAGACAUUCCACGACAUCUCAACCCGCAAAGAGCACUUCAAGGCACACGCGGAUCUGGCGUCGAUGCCAUCAUACGAUCCCUACGUGCACUACAUCAACAACCUCGUUCUCAGCAACGCCACCAGGAGCUGGUUUAUCGGCAGCAGCUUGCAGUAUACCAAGAGCGACCCACCUGUCAUCGAGCCUGCCGUCUUCAAGCCCUUCCUCAACAUUGCGCAGAAGCCGCUAUUCCCAGGUGGCCCGACCAACACUCUUCGAGUUGACAACGUCACAUCCGUCUCUCGCGAGUACGCCGCGUUAGCAACAUACCCAAAGAGAUGGCUGUUCGCCACCAUCAGCUUCGCGCCUUCUGAGGAAAUGAUGGAGGAGUUCUUCCAGAUGGCCGACAGAGCCUUCCAACGCUACCUGGAUCUUGAUGGCUUCUCAGUUGCCAUGGCCUACCAGCCAGUUCCGUCCGUCAUGGCUGAGCGCCGUGGGGCAUCUGACUCAAUGGGCCCCAUCCAGACGGAGGGCAACCUCAUCUACAUCCACCUGGCAGUUUCUGUCGACGGCAAGGAGGGGUCUAGCGAUGACACCAUUGAGCAGGCGGUUCAGGACCUCAUUGAAGGUGCCGAGCGCAAGGCCAAGGAGAUGGGCGUCUACCGCAGCUACCUGCAGGCAACCUACGCUGAAAGCUGGCAGAACCCGCUUCUUCGCCGCAGUCCCAGCACGUUAGAGCAGCUGAUUGCCACGAGCAGAAAGUAUGAUCCUAAGCAGGUUUUCCAGACUCAAGUUCCGGGAGGAUUCAAGCUGCCCCAUGGAGGUGCUUUGCAGGAGGAACUAUGA
Colletotrichum chrysophilum is the source of this 1422-nucleotide messenger RNA. It is a transcript of the gene CTB5, whose product is annotated as FAD-dependent monooxygenase ctb5. The coding region runs from base 1 to 1422 and encodes 473 amino acids. The transcript has 2 exons. Gene Ontology annotation, molecular function: FAD binding. NCBI's taxonomy places the organism in Eukaryota, Fungi, Ascomycota, Sordariomycetes, Glomerellales, Glomerellaceae. The record is from RefSeq and is a predicted model, not a curated record.